UCUCAGUCAGCUAUUAUGAGUUUCAAAAUUCAGCCAAAUGGUUUUGAUACAAAAGCCAUUCACGCAGGACAGAGUCCUGAACAAUGGAAAAGCGCUUGCGUAAUACCCCCAAUAUCAUUAAGUACUACUUUUAAACAAGAUGCGCCGGGGGAACACAGGGGAUAUGAGUAUUCGAGGAGUGGUAAUCCCACAAGGAACGUUUUGGAAACCUGUUUGGCUGCGCUUGACAAUGCAAAGUAUGGUCUAACAUUUUCUUCUGGACUUGGAGCGACAACUGCAGUGCUAACAAUGCUGAAGAGUGGAGAUCACAUAAUUGUGGGCGAUGAUGUGUAUGGUGGAACAAAUCGACUUGUGAGACACGUAGCCUCACGCUUGGGAAUAUCUGCUACUUUUGUGGAUCCAACAAACUUGGAAAGUGUUAAAGCUGCAAUUCAACCUGUUACAAAGCUGAUAUGGAUUGAAUCUCCGACCAAUCCUUUAAUUAAAGUUGCGGAUAUAAAAGAAAUAGCAACUAUAUGCCACGACAUCAGAGAUGAUUUAAUUUUAGCCGUGGACAAUACGUUUCUGACAUCAUAUUUCCAAAGGCCUCUUGAAUUGGGUGCUGAUUUGGUAUGUUAUUCACUUACCAAAUACAUGAAUGGGCAUACUGAUGUGGUAAUGGGUGGAAUCACCAUGAAUUGUGAUAAUCUCUAUGACAGUCUGAAGUUUUUGCAAAAUGCUGUUGGUAUAGUUCCCUCGCCAUUCGACUGCUACCAAGUAAAUCGUAGUCUUAAAACUCUUUCACUCCGAAUGAAGCAACAUCAACACAACGCCAUUAAAAUAGCUAAAUUUCUGGAAGCACAUGAGUUUGUAGAUAAGGUACUGCAUCCUGCUUUACCUUCACACCCUCAGCACCAAGUCGCGCUUAAACAGACCUACGGGUAUAGCGGAGUGUUCUCUUUUUAUAUAAAAGGAGAAUUAAAGCACUCUACUGCCUUUUUAAAAGCUCUAAAGCUUUUUACAUUAGCUGAGAGUCUCGGAGGAUACGAAAGCUUGGCCGAAUUACCAUCCAUAAUGACGCAUGCAUCUGUUCCAAUUGAAGACAGGAAAUCCUUAGGAAUCUCUGAUGCGCUUAUACGGCUUUCGGUUGGUCUUGAGGAUUCCGAUGAUUUGAUAAAUGACUUGAGUCUUGCACUUGAAAUUGCUUCAAAAAUAUAAUUCGCAGAAAUGAAUACUACUUCGCACAUAUA
Messenger RNA from Drosophila persimilis, 1229 nucleotides. RefSeq names its product cystathionine gamma-lyase (gene Cth). The transcript is spliced from 6 exons. Gene Ontology annotation, cellular component: cytoplasm. The record is from RefSeq and is a predicted model, not a curated record. Gene Ontology annotation, molecular function: cystathionine gamma-lyase activity; pyridoxal phosphate binding. NCBI's taxonomy places the organism in Eukaryota, Metazoa, Arthropoda, Insecta, Diptera, Drosophilidae. Gene Ontology annotation, biological process: transsulfuration. The coding region runs from base 16 to 1197 and encodes 393 amino acids.